AUGCGAUCCGUCCUUCCAGUCCCAACUCCACCACCCGAAUUAUGUCCCUACUCCCGCGCUUCAGUCAAUCAAGCAUCGGCCGAUGUCAUUCCCCUGCUCGUUGACGAUACAUACCACGUCUUCCACCUCAGCACACCACCUUCAACAAAGCACCAUCCACAACGUUUGAGGACAACAUGGUCACGCCUGCGAUCAACAAACCUCCUCGAAUGGGAAAGAGAUCCGCAGCCUGUGAUAUCGCCAGGACAGUCAAGUACCGACCCAGAUGCCGACGGCGCCUGGACGGGAUGCGCCGUGCUCGAUCUGGACCAAAGCAUGAAUAUCUUUUAUACCGGAUACAAUCUGUCGCAAAACGGCCGCCAAACAAUUCUUCGUACCAAAGCUUCAGAUCGUCAUGGUACGAGAUUCGACCCGACAUCAACACCCAUUACUAUUGUCGGAGAUGGGUUGAAGAAAUUUGAAGAUAUCGACUUUCGCGAUCCUUUUGUCUUUUACAACCGUGCCGAAGGUCGAUAUUGGAUGCUUGUCGCUACUCGCUUGGCAAACGGCCCAUAUUGGAGUCGUGGAUGCAUCGCCUUAUUGACUUCUCCGGAUCUCGAGUCCUGGACAGUAGCCCCUGAGCCUUUAUACGCACCCAACGACAUCUUCUGUCCCGAAUGCCCAGAGUUGUUCACCCUGCCCAACGGAAAGUGGUAUUUGGUAUACUCACGUUUCCACGCACCAAAUGCAGGAACAGUGUAUCGCAUGGCCGACACACCAUAUGGACCUUUCCGCGUCCCACGAGAUGGUUCUCAUGGACGUCUAGACGGUCGCCGAUGGUAUGCAGCCAAGUCAUGUCCAAAAGCCGGGAACCCUGGCAAAAGGAUCUGCUUUGGCUGGAUUGGAGACUAUGCGGCCGACGAGAAGAAGUGGCUCUGGGGAGGUGAUCUCGGCAUCACGAGAGUCAUGUGGGCAGACACAAACGCUUGUCUGCGCAUCGACGCUUCCCAAGAAUUUCGAAGUUAUAUCUGGCGAACUUCAAGGCCUGUUUCGCCGGGAGACGCUGCUCCUAGCUUGUACCUGUGUUCUCUCGGAACAACAGCGACGCAUUUCCCUGAGCUAGGAGCCGCAGAGUGGAAGCGGCAUCUCAUGGUGGACUUCAAGGUCGCAGCAUGCGAUGCUCACACUUUUGGAGUGAUGUUGCAUGUCGAUAGAUCUGGAAAAUGCCAUCGUCUGCAGUUUAUUCCUCAGGGCAAUGGCUUGUUUUCUGUCAUACUCAUGACUGAUUUCCCUCCCCUCGACGAUUUCUGGGCAGACCAGUAUAAAAUGUACAUCCCACGACCUGUCGACGGACCUGAACUGGUGCGACAUGAUAAUGUCAGCCUUGUCGAUGGUGUCUUCCUGUUCUUGAGGGGUCAAAUCGUGGAAGUCUUUUGCGGAGGGCGAGCACUGAGCUUUCGACUACCUGAACCGCCCAACUGGGCAGACAGCGAGCGCGAUGGCGUCCGCAGGUUAGGGUGGUACGUGGAAGAUGGCAUGGUUGAUUUAGUUGACAUUAAUAUGCGUCAUUCCAUGAGCAAGGAAGAUGGUUUAGCCGAGUUGGACAAUCUCGAAGACGCCGAGUAG
Molecule: messenger RNA, 1605 nt
Organism: Fusarium coffeatum
Lineage: Eukaryota; Fungi; Ascomycota; Sordariomycetes; Hypocreales; Nectriaceae
Exons: 1
Coding region: 1-1605 (534 amino acids)
Biological process (GO): carbohydrate metabolic process
Molecular function (GO): hydrolase activity, hydrolyzing O-glycosyl compounds
Source: RefSeq, a predicted model, not a curated record